Molecule: messenger RNA, 1207 nt
Organism: Emiliania huxleyi CCMP1516
Lineage: Eukaryota; Haptophyta; Isochrysidales; Noelaerhabdaceae
Exons: 5
Coding region: 1-891 (296 amino acids)
Biological process (GO): lipid metabolic process
Source: RefSeq, a predicted model, not a curated record
AUGUGCAAGUGUGUGUGCACCGCCCUAUGGGUCGCACUGCUGGCCGCGCCGGUCGCCGCCGCAAACGACUGGCGGCGCUGGAUCAGCCAGGCCGCCGACAGCCUCAGCCACGCCUCGCGGGCGGAGCUCAGCCUGCCGCGGGUCGACGGCGGUGAGAGGCUGUCGCCGGCGGAGCUGGAGGCGCCGCUGCUCGGCGCGCGGCUGUCGUGGCUCGCGUACGCCGAGAAGAGGCGCGAGGUCGAGGCUGGCCUCGCGCUUCUCGGCUCCGGGAUGGAGCUCGUCCGCUUCUCGCCGCAGCGCGACUCGAGAGGAGCGCAGUGGCUGGUCGCGCGCGACGCCGAGUCGGGCACCCUCUGGGUCGCCUUCCGCGGCACCGCCUCGCUCGCCGACGUGGUGCACGACCUGAUGGCUGCGCCCGAGCAGACCGGCGCGGGCGACGCGUUCCACUCGGGCUUCCUGCGCGCCGCCCGCGCGGCGGCCGAGGAGCGGCGCGAGGCGGAGCUGCGCGAGGUGGUCGAGGCGGAGCUGCGCGUCCGUCCGUGUGAGAGGCUCGCCCUGUGCGGCCACAGCCUCGGCGGCGCGCUAGCGAUGACGCUGCUCGGCGCCGGCUUGCUGCCUUGCGCCAGUGGCGACGCGGGUGCGGAGGACGCGCCCGCAGAGGUGCUCGCCUUCACGUACGGAUCCCCCGCCGCCUUCCACGGCGAGCUCCGCGGAGCUGCGAUGCGGCGGGUGAGGGCGCAGUCCUUUGUCUUUGGCGCCGACGCCGUGCCGCGCCUGCUCCGCUCGAGGUGCCGCUGCUGCGCGCCGCCGCCCUCUCGCUCGGCGGCAAGAGCAGCACUGGCGCCCUCGAGACUUUGGGAGGGUACACGCACUGGCCUGGGGGAGAGCUAGUCUACCUCGACCCUGUCGGCGGGGGCGCGCGACGCGUGCCGCGCGCGCAGCGCGAUCGGGUGCUCCACCUGCACCGGGCGGUGCACCCCGACGCGGCGGCGCACCACAAGUGCUACGUGCGCGGGCUCGAGCGCGCCGCCGCGCCGGGGGGGGGGCUGGCGUGGUGGCAGAUGGUGCUGGGAGAGCGGGGGGAGAUCUGACAGGAGGAGGCGCCGCGAUAUGUUAAGUCAUGGAAAUCUCUAGUCUUUCUUAUAGAGAUUGAGAGGAGUGAGACCUUGUGCAGUGAGGCUAGUUCGAUUUCACUCUGACACGCUAA